AUGCCAGCCUCCUCCAGCCACCCUGCCGGGGUCUUCAAGGGGUUGCUGUCCUGCAAUGGGUCUUCUCCUACUUGGGGCUCGGUGUGCCUUGCUCUGCUAAGCCGAGCAGGGACACACGGAGGGCAGGAGGCCACCGAUCUCCCUGGGUCCGCAGCUGGGCCAUCUGGAGACAUUUCCGAGAUUAGGUCCCUGUCUUCGCUGGUUAAAACCGCAGAACUGGAUCCCUCCGGCAACUACCUCUUCGGCUUCCACCCUCACCGGGUCCUGGUCACCGGGGCCUUCAGCAACUUCUGCACGGAGGCCACCGGCUUCUCCAGCCUCUUCCCCCGCCUCCUGCCAUACCUCCUCAUGCUGCCUUGUUGGUUCUACCUCCCUCUCUUCCGGGACUACAUCAUGUGCAUCCGGGCCCCCUCUCCCCUCCCCCCAGGUUUGGUGUCCUCUGACAAGGCCAGCGGCUGCCUAUCUGUUGUCCCGGCCUGGGGGGCGCCAGGUGGCGGUCCUGGCGUGGGAGGGCCCCUGGAAGCGCCGGAAGCAAAAGCCGGCGAGCUGCUUUUGUGGAUCCGGAAUCAGAAGGGCUUUGUCCCGUUGGCGCGGGAACUCGGGCACAACGAGCUCUUCCAGCAGUUCCCAAACCCUCCCGGCUCGCGGUUGCGGAGCGCGCAGGAGGCGCUGCCGCCGCUGCUGAGCGUGGCCCUGCCGCUGUUUCAAGGCCCCUUGGGCCUCCUCCUGCCUUUCCGCACGCCCAUCCACACCGUCGAGGGGGCCCCGAUCCCGGUGCAGCGAAGCCCGCGGCCCAGCCGGGAGCAGGUGGACGCGCUGCACGCGCUGUCGGUGGAGCGGCUCGCGCAGCGGUUCGACGAGCGCAAGGCGCGCCACGGCCUCGCCGCCCACCCGCACCUCCUCCUCGCCCGGCGCCCGCGGCGGCGGUGCGACCGGAGGGAAAUUCAACGUGGCAACAGAGCUGCGGUGUGUGCGUGUCUGUGCGGGGCCGUGCCUCCGGGUGAUCUUGAUUCUCCCGGAGGCCUGCACCCAGAUCCGGGGCGCGCAGCGGGGGCGUGCCCGGCCGCCCUGCAGCUCCCACGGUCUCAGCGGAGCUUCUGGCCCCUGCCGGCGGCUGGGACCCGGGGUGGGGGGGCGGGCUCCCCAAGCUCCUUGUGA
Callorhinus ursinus (northern fur seal) is the source of this 1158-nucleotide messenger RNA. Its product is annotated as putative diacylglycerol O-acyltransferase 2-like protein DGAT2L7P. Gene Ontology annotation, biological process: triglyceride biosynthetic process. Gene Ontology annotation, cellular component: endoplasmic reticulum membrane. Gene Ontology annotation, molecular function: diacylglycerol O-acyltransferase activity. The record is from RefSeq and is a predicted model, not a curated record. NCBI's taxonomy places the organism in Eukaryota, Metazoa, Chordata, Mammalia, Carnivora, Otariidae.